AAGAGAAGAAUGUGGGUGUGUUCUCUUCUGGGCCAUAAAGAUAGCUGAUAGCAUGUAGAUUGUAGACUGCUUGGCUAGAAGGAAGGAAAUCCAAUUGAUGCUGAUGGAGGUAAAACAGAGCUAAUGUUGUGCAAUGAUCAUUGCAUCAAGAGGAAUAUCUGAAGGGGAACUACAAACUUUAUGUAACAUGAAACCUGUGUAAGUGUGAGAGGAAAGAAAAGGCUUAAAACGAAUGGAUUGGUAGCCAUUUCAGACGGUCAGCUUUAAAGGUCCAACACUAUAAGGAGAGAGAAAGCAAAUUAAAGCGAAGAGUAGGCACAAAGCCGGCUGACUCCACUCUGCACUAUUGAUCUCACUGAGGACUGAGUGAUUCAGCACCAUGGGAAAAUCAGCCUCCAAGCAGUUUGCUGAGGAAGUGCUGCAGUGCCAUAAUGAAUAUAGAAAGAAGCACCAGGCCCCUCCACUAAAGCUGAGCGGGAAACUGAGCAAAGAGGCUGCCCGUUAUGCUGAAAGUCUGGCUAGCACACGAAUCCUGAAGCACAGUGAGGAGUCCAGCAGGGGGAGCUGUGGAGAAAACCUGGCAUGGGCUUCUUAUGACCAAACGGGGACGGAUGUGGCAGAUCGUUGGUAUGAAGAAGUAAAACAGUACAACUUCAACCGCCCUGGAUUCUCCUCUGGCACUGGCCAUUUCACUGCAAUGGUGUGGAAGAGCAGCAAGUCGCUCGGUGUGGGAAAAGCCACGGCGUCAGAUGGAUCUUCCUUUGUUGUAGCCAGAUAUUUCCCAGCAGGGAAUAUCACAAACCAAGGACACUUUGAGAAUAAUGUCCUCCCAUCUAAAACCAGCUCUUGAAGACCCAAUGAUCCUCCUUGACUUUACACGGGCCCAAAAAUAUUUAUUUAGAAUUAAAGGGGAACAGCUGUCUCCCCUGCAGAGCUCUGGAGUAUGCAGCGGCACAUCCUGCUGGAUAGAAAGCCAAACUGCGAUCUUGUAGGAUUUUGAAAGAUAAAACACACUAAGUCCUUUAUGGCUAUAAGGCCUGUGUAGGGCAUAGUGAUACCUAAUAUUUUUGUUUGUGUACAAUGUUUUCUGUAUUUGUUUCCUUUUUUGUCAGCUAAUUUAGGGAAAAGGUCACCAACAUGCAGACAUAUUGCCUCAAUCUGAAGCUGAUGACUGUACAUGCUUGGAAUGUCUUUGUUAUUGCACCUUCUUGUUGAAAAAUAUGGAUCAGGCUUGUGUUGUUUCUUCACACCCCAAUUCAUUUGUACAAUAAAGCUGAAAGAUUGUCAGUACAAAACAUACACAACAUUUUUGUCUUUCCAUCAAGAUUUUCUGAGUUGGUUUUGGUUGUGUAUAUGUUAAAGAUAUGCCCAUAAAUCUUUAAAGCAAUUAUAUUAAUUUACAUUGAAAGAAGAAUCAGAAAAGACUAAAUAUAUUGCCUUCCAAACGUGCAAAUACCCUCUGAACCUUUUCACAUUUUGUCACCAACAAACCUUGUUGUAUUUUAUUGGGGUUUUAUGUGAUAUACCAACAUAAAGUUUGUCAAAUUUGUGAAAUGGACGGAAACACGAUUUUCAAACAUUUCUAUAAAUUAAAAUCUAAAAAAUGGUGGUGUGGAUGUCUUUAACCCCAUUUACUCUGACGCCUCUAAAUAAAAACCAUUGCAACAUA
Messenger RNA from Girardinichthys multiradiatus, 1669 nucleotides. RefSeq names its product GLI pathogenesis-related 2, like (gene glipr2l). Lineage: Eukaryota; Metazoa; Chordata; Actinopteri; Cyprinodontiformes; Goodeidae. The record is from RefSeq and is a predicted model, not a curated record. The coding region runs from base 380 to 850 and encodes 156 amino acids. Gene Ontology annotation, cellular component: extracellular region. The transcript has 5 exons.